Messenger RNA from Trypanosoma theileri, 381 nucleotides. RefSeq lists its product as uncharacterized. The record is from RefSeq and is a predicted model, not a curated record. The coding region runs from base 1 to 381 and encodes 126 amino acids. Lineage: Eukaryota; Euglenozoa; Kinetoplastea; Trypanosomatida; Trypanosomatidae. The transcript has a single exon.
AUGGUGCAUUCGGCCAAGAAUGGUCGCUCCCGAAAUACCCGCAAAAGAACACAUUAUGCUCCCGGGGUGCCCUUCCCAGCCCCACCCCCCAGGGGUGAAUUUUCAGUUUUGCGAGUGCCGUGCGUUUCCCGCCUCCGUGCUCUACUGGGCCUCGUUGCGGUGGUAUUGGGGCACAUUUUCGCACACAAGCUAACCCUUGUAGGUGUUUUGGGUUGUGCCGGCCUGGUGGCGUCGCCGCCGCCGUCUGUCACAACUUUGGCCGGCUGGUGGUGCCGGGGUGGGGUGGCGGUUUUCUGGUUUAAGCAGGCGGUCUCUACAAUAGUUGCGCCUCUGCUAUUUUGGCGUUCUACUAGUUGUUAUUCUUCUUUUGGUCGUUCGUAG